Symbiodinium necroappetens is the source of this 2414-nucleotide messenger RNA. The record is from the annotation of a GenBank genome assembly. NCBI's taxonomy places the organism in Eukaryota, Dinophyceae, Suessiales, Symbiodiniaceae.
AUGGAUUUCACUGUGCGGAAAGCAUAUGCUUGCCCGAUCUGCGGUGAAUCCUUCAUCAAAUGGGGCCUAUGCCUAUCCCAUCUCCAUGCAAGUGAACCAUGCAGAUCCGCCCUCGGAGAAGAUAUCCUCCGCAAUGUGGAGCAACUCCAGGAAAUGUGCCGUGCUGCUGCCUCUGGCGAGGCCGCAGCAAAGCAGGAUGCUGCUGUGGGCACAACUGUUUCACCCGACAACUCCACCCCAGAGGCUCCCGUGACCGAGGUGGCACCCUCCACCUACGAAGCCAUGGACGGGGCUGAAGCCUCUACCUUUGAACCCCUCGGGCACACCAGCUUCGAGAUGGCUGGAAUGCCCGCCAACUACGACAACAUGAGCGGGGUAGCAACCACCAAUUUCAACAACAUGACCGGGGUCACAGGUCCCACCUUCGACACCAUGAACGCCAACAACAUGACCGGGGUCGCAGGCCCCACUUUCGACUCCAUGAACGGCAGCACCAUGAACGGCGUAGCAGGUCCCAACUUCGACGCCAUGAACGGGGUCAUGCCUUCCGUUUUCGAAGGCAUGAACGGCAUUGCGCCAAACUUUGACUCGUCCAAUUUCGAUGCCAUGAACGGCAUGAUGCCCACCAACUUCAACAUGAACGGCAUCAUGCCCUCCUCCUUUGAUGCCAUGGGCGGUGUCGCAAAUUCCUUCGAUGCCAUGGGCGCGGUGGCGCAAGGCUUCGACGGCAUGAUGGUUCCGCAGAUGAACCAGAUGAAUGUUCAGAUGAAUGCCCAGAUGAAUGCCCAGAUGAACGCGCAGCUGAACGCCCAGAUGAAUGCCCAGAUGAAUGCCCAGCUGUUGAACGCUCAAAUGAAUGCCCAGAUGUCUGCUCAGAUGUCUGCCCUUCAGAUGCAAGCCCUUCAGCAACAGCAGCUGGCUCAGCAGCAGCAGCAGCAGUACUCUCAGCAGGAAUCGUUUGUGCCCACUCCCACAGCUCCCACACCAACCCAGAACGAGGCCAAGAAGGAUGCCAAACCCUGGGCCAACUACAAAGCAUCCUCGGCUUCACAGUCACAGCACAAAGCACCAUCUAAGGCACAGUCCCAGCAAGCCGGCAACCUCUUGAAGCCGCAACCGAAGCCGGUGCCAGCACCCAAAAUCACCCCGAAAGCACCUCCCAAAGCUGCACCGAAAGCUGGUGAUGGCUUGAUGAAGGAGCUCGCAGACGCAACGCCCGCCUACACCAAGCAAAAGGCCCCACCACCACCACCGUUACCUCAGCCCAGUGCAGACGCAAAUGCGAGAGGCCUCCCCGCGUUGGACGUACGAUGCGUCGCUAGGCUCCGUCGUGCCCUGCAGUGUGGCUAUCUGACUCUCAUGGAACGAUCCACCCUCUCCGAGAAGUUGGAGGAAUUAGCUACCUAUGCUCCCUCGAAGCAGCUCGCAACGGUCAAGAAGUUCCUGAGUCCGAGCUACGAGGAUUUCAGAUGGAUUAGUAGCAAGGCAGAAUGGCUUCAACGCUGCCUGAACUACACCCGGGCUGGCGGUGAGAACUACAAGCACAAAGGCACAAAGUCCGCCUCGGAGGAAGCUCUUGUGAAAGCUUUAGCAGAUCACGGGUUGCUUCCUUUUGCCAUCGACGAAGGGUGCUGGAGCACCUUUGGUCUCUUGCCGCCCUUGUUGCAAGAGAAUGUGGUAAGGGCAGUGCGCCACGGCUUGUUUCUAUCUUCCACACUGCAGCCGUCGGAACACUUCGUGCACAUCUGCGUAAAUGAGGAGGUCAUCUACAAUUUGGAGGCGAAGCCUGUGCCAAACGAUAUGCCGACUCCAGAGCAAGCGGGCAUGGAAAGCAUCGACCAAACGCUGUACCACCAGCUCCGACAAUAUAUCCUUUUCCAGCAUCGGAAUUCAGAAGAUCGGUGCUUACGGCUGCUAGCUGAGAGUGGACCAAUCUUGCCGGGGACACCCAACAGCCUUCUCUAUGUGCACAUGGCCACGUCCGAUGAGCGAAUGAAGGGAUCAGCAGAGGUGCUGUCCCUGCUCCAUGCAGCUUCUGCCUGCGGCCUCUCGCGACUAUGUGCUCGGUUCCUUGCGGAGGGCUUACCUGCCAGUGAGGCUACGGGGAACGAGUUGGCCACACCUCUUCAUCUCGCAGCAGGGCGCGGGGCCCUGGAGUCUGUGAAGGUCCUGAUCAGGGCGAAGGCGGAUGUGCUGAUGAAGGACUCGCUCGGUCGCACGCCAAUGUACUAUGCAGUUACGGCUGCGCAGGAGGAUGCAGCAACUCCGGCACAGGAGUCGCAGCACCAACUGCAUUUGCAGGUGUGCCAGCAGCUCUUGAAUGGCGUCUUGCGAGUUGCACGGGAAGGCCGGGAGUGGGACACGGAGGAGAGUGGCGAGCUUGAGAGAUUCGCAGAGGAGAAGCAUCACUGGCC